AUGGGUGAUUUUGUCAACGGUAAGAAAUUAUUUAUGAAGUUGUGUGUUUCGUGUCAUACUGUGGAAAAAGGUGGAAAACAUAAGAUAGGUCCUAACCUGUAUGGCAUCAUGGGCAAGACUUGUGGAACUAUUUCGGGAUUUAAAUCCACGGAAGCUAUAAAGGAAAAAGCUAUUGUGUGGAAUGAGAAGACCUUAAAUGACUAUCUUGAACUUCCCAAGAAAUUCAUCCCAGGCACAAGUAUGGUAUUCUAUGGCGUCAAAAAGACCGAAGAUCGAAGAGAUUUGAUCGCUUUCUUAGCUACUUUAAAGUAG
Molecule: messenger RNA, 312 nt
Organism: Cyphomyrmex costatus
Lineage: Eukaryota; Metazoa; Arthropoda; Insecta; Hymenoptera; Formicidae
Product: cytochrome c
Exons: 2
Coding region: 1-312 (103 amino acids)
Molecular function (GO): electron transfer activity; heme binding
Source: RefSeq, a predicted model, not a curated record